UCCUGUUCUGGAAAUGGAGGUCGAUUUGCAAUAUUUUUAUUUUUGCAUUGUCUGUCUUUUGUUACAGUCUAUCGUCUGACAGUAGGCUGUGAACUACAUUCCCCAUGAUGCCUCGCGGUGCGCGUGAAAGUCUCUCAGCAGUGGAAUGUUUGGAAUGCGUUUCCUGUGUUUGGCAUCAUGAGCGCGAGAGACGCGCAGCUCCGUUCUUCAGCUCAGUGUCCGCGCUUUUCCGAGUGUUUCGGCGGAUCUCCUGUCGUCCAGUCCCGCAGAAGAGCUGCAUGAGCGGCUCCGAGGCGCUGCAGUGAUGGCUGAGCCGCUGCUCAAACGAACCUUCUCCAAACUCCGCGCGAAGGAGCGAUUCCGCCGCAAGACGGACCCCAAACUCACCGAAGUGACAGGGAAAGUGGACCUUUUCCAAAAUUCUUCAUCAACUGCAUCCACCUCAGGCCACGCUGAGACAGAGAGCUCCACCGUGGAGGAGUGCACCAGACGCUCCCAGAUCACCGUCUCCAAAAAACAGAACUGGGCCAAACUUCCUUCCACGAGCAGAGAGCCAGCCAGCACAGAUUUGUGUACGAGCCUGGUCUACGGGCCGCAGGACUGGGAUUUAUGCUCAGGAAAGGCUGAGGUCUCAAAACAGGACUGGAGCCAAAGGACUUUAAGUGAGGAUGGCUUGAAGAGGAAGCGUAAUGAUCUGGAAUUGGAGUUUGGAUAUUCCAGGACACCGUGUGAUUCGGUUGACGCCGGUUUACCGGAGUUGACCGCUGCAUCUACAGCUUAUGUGGAUGUGUGUGUGCCUUCUAGCUCAGCGAAGAUCUCUGGGCAAGGUGCCUACCUUCAGCACCUGGACAGGAGUAGUCGAGCCUGGGUACUGUCCACCGGGAAGCCUCAGGCGUCAGAUGAAGUCCUCCCAACCAGAAUCACAGAGUGGCGACAGGGCCCAGAUGGAGAUGGGAACAUUUGGUACAACCCCAUUCCUGAAGAGGAUGAUUCGAGGGCCAGCGGAGGAGCGAAUCAGGAAAAAUACGGAGAUCCAUGGAGAAGGAGAGAAACGGAAGAAUUGGCAAAGGAGAAAAGAGACCAGAAACGAUCAGGGGGUUUGAGUCCCACCGGUGUCCAUCAAAUGAGAGAGAUUCAAACGGAGGCCGACGUCAUCAGGGCGGAUAGUUCGGAUCUGGUUGUGCUACAGUCAGAAUGUGUUAGCUCUACUAGCGGUGUGAACUCUGACAGUCCCGGGGCGUCAAAGAAAAGCCCAGGAGAGGGUGGAAGUGGAAACAGUGUAAUCGACAGGAUCAAGUCUCCAGGAACAGUGCGAAGGCUUUCUAUGAAGAUGCGCAAGCUUCCGGAACUAAGGAGGAAGCUUAGCCUACGCUCGUCCCGUAAUCAGCGCCACGGACAAGGGAAUGCCAGUGGUGCACCAGGAGCAUCCGACGAGGCUUCACCACCAAAUGCACGCAAGGAAUCAUCCAACGUCAUCAGCAAGUACCACCUGGACUCCAGUGCACCCGCAAGGCCAAGGCGUCGAUCCUCUCGAACGCGUUCUGCUAGUAAAGGAGGAUAUCUUAGCGACGGAGACUCACCUGAACUCCUGCCAAAGGGUCAGGGGCCCAAAGGGUCACCUAGACCACCACCGCACGGUGGACCGCAGGAUUCCCUGGCUGUGGCAGACGCAGAGUCGUUCCGCUUGUACUCGCUGGCCGAUCAGCCUCGCUGUGCACAGAGACUUUCAGGGCUGCUCACAGUGCAUCUGCUGGGCGUCGACGAGCUCCUACGAUCGCCUCGGACCGACGCUACUAAAGAAGUUUUCUGCGCCAUUCAAGUGGACGGGGUGACCCGAGCUCGGACGUCCCUGCUCACCUGUCGAGGGUCGAGUCUCCCGUUAAACCACACCUUUAAUUUGGAGCUUGAGAGGGCGCGGCUGCUCAAACUGGUCAUCUUGACGCCAACGACUGUUAGCACAAACAACGGUUCUUCAGCGCCUGCCGCUCCCGCACGUAACCGGGUGUGCUGUCUGGGUGCUGUGGCUAUACCGCCCCUCUUCAAGGCUUCUCGCAGUCAGCAGCUGUGUGUCCGUCUGGAGCCUCGCGGGUUGCUGUAUGUGAAGUUGACCCUUCUGGAGCAUUUCAUGACCCCGUUCCCCCGCCUCAGUGACCUGACUCCCCCUAAUGUGUUCGGGGUGGAGCUGCGCCGCCUGGUGGAGAAGGAGGCGUCUGCGCUCAAAGUGCCUCUGAUCAUUCAGAAGUGUGUUUCUGAGAUCGAGAGGAGAGGACUGAGGGUUGUGGGAUUAUAUCGUCUUUGUGGCUCCGCAGCGGUGAAGAAGGAAUUGCGGGAUGCGUUUGAGAGGGACAGUGCAGCGGUUACCUUAAACGACGAGCUCUAUCCCGACGUCAACGUCAUUACCGGCAUUCUGAAGGACUACCUGCGUGAGCUGCCGUCUCCUCUCAUCACGAGGACCCUGUAUGAGGUGGUGUUAGAGGCCAUGACGGUUCGACCGGCCUGUAGGAACGACAGCGACGCUCAGCGAUCACAAAACACCGUCUCGCUGCUGCAGUGUCUUCCUGAACCAGAGAGGGCGACUCUUUCCUUCCUGCUGGAUCAUCUGAGUCUGGUGGCGUCUUACAGCGACAGCAACCGAAUGACGUGUCAGAAUCUGGCCGUGUGUUUCGGGCCGGUUCUCCUGACGCCCACGCAAGAGUCGUGGCAGGCCGGGAUGACGGCUCCAGGGUCGGGGGCCCUGAUGGGGUCCGGGGCCGGUCGAGGAGGCCGUAGUUUUGCACACAGUGAAGAGAUCGCCAGCGCUGUGGACUUUAAACGACACAUUGAGGCGCUGCACUACCUCCUGCAGCUCUGGCCUGUACCCAAAGGAAGAGUGACGGACGACUCUUUGGCAUCCCAGAGUUCCUCGCUGCGCCGAUCUCAGCGCGUGCCGUUACGCGUGGAGCUCCCGUCGGUUCAGGACGUGGUGGUGGUUUCCCGCAGGGGGCGUGGCCGACUGGAGAGCCCGCCCUGUAACCGCUACGCCGGCGAUUGGAGCGUCUGCGGGCGGGACUUCCUGUCGAACGACGAGGCGGAUUACGACGAGGUGGCGGGCAGCGAGAGCGACGACGACAUGGAGGAGCCCAAGAAGAGGGACGUGUGGACGUCUCCCGACGGUUUGUACGUGGACGACUUCGCGCUCGACUUUGACGCUCCGUUCACGUGUCGAUUGAGUCUGAAAGACUUUGAUACUCUGAUUUCAGAUUUGGAGAGAGAGUUAGCCAAACAAAUCAACAUCUGCCUCUGAACCAGGACUGAAUGUGCGAAUUUUGACCAGCUGAGCGCUCGACAGACGCGUUUUGAAACGCAGCUUGGAGUUAAAAAUAGUGUUACUUUAAAAAACGCUUCUCGAGAGACUUGCGGUCUGUUGCGUGUGCAGUAUUGACACAAAACGACGACCACAAGUUGCCACAGAAAUGCCAACAUAACAGUCAAAAUUAAAAUAAAUAAUCUGUUUUCUGGAGCAUAAGUUGCACCGUUAAGAGAAGGAAAAAAACACAUGUAAGUUAUGUAUGUUACAUUUUAGAAUAAUGCAAAGUACAGAAAUAAUGUAAAAAAAACACUAAUUAAAAACAUUAUAAACAUAUUUUAGAUGUUAAAAAAAAAGUUAAUUGUGACUUUUUUCUCAGAGAAUUGUGAGAUUUAAAUAUUGCAAUUAACUUUUAUUUCGUUGCAGAAACAAUUGCAAACAAAAAAAUAGAAUUGUGAGAUAACUCAGAAUUCAGAGAAAUAAGUCAGAAUAGUGAGAUAUAAAUUUGGAAUUAACUUUUUACAUUUUUUGUUGUGGAAACAACUGCGAACAAAAAAAAAAUAGAAUUGCUUUUUUAUAAACUCAGAAUUCAGGGAUAUACACUCAGAAUUGUGAGAAAGUUAGAAUUUUAUUAGAAUUUAUGUCUUGCAAUUCUGGCUUUUUUCUUAGAAUUUUUAGAAUUAGAAAGUUUAUAUCUCAAUUCUGAGUUUAUAAAAAAAGCUAUUCUCAGAAUUGUGAGAAAAAAAGUCAAAAUUGUAAGAUAAAAAAUUGCAACUACUUUGUUUUUUUGUUUUCGUUUUUUGCUGUGGUGGAAACAAGCAUCUAUAAAAGUCACAGCACAUUUCUGAAUAUAUAAAAAUGCAGCAUAUUCCAGAAAAUAUGGUCGAUUUACUGAUUGAUACUUUAAAGGUUUUUUUUGACAUGCAGUAACUGUGUUUUCAUUGUUGGGUAUUUGUGCCCAAUCCUAGCAUUUAUGUGAGAACAUUUGUUAUAAAUCAGAAUUAAGCCAGAAUUGUGAGAAAUAAAGUUGAAAUUCGCUUUUAUACAUUUUUUUUUAUUUUAAUUGCAAAAAAAAAAAAAAAAUAGAAUUGUGAGUUAAGAACUCAGAAUUCAGAGGGAAAAAAUCUGAAAUGUGAGAAAGUCAGAAUUUAUAUCUCGCAAUUUUGACCUUUUCUUAAGAAUUUUGAGUUUAUGUCUCAAUUUUUAGUUUAAAAAAAAGAGCAAUUCUUAGAAUUGUGAAAAAAAAAGUCACAAUUGUAAGAUAAAAAGUUGCAAUUAUCUUAUGGCAGAAGCAAGCAUCCAUAAAAAUACAUCUUUUUUUCUGUGUAAAUGUGUAAAAGUCACACAUUUCUGAUUAUAUAAAAUGCAACAUAUUCCAGAAAAUAUGGUAGAUUUACUGAAUGAUAAAAAAUAUUUUUUUCUUGACAUGCAAUAAAUGUUUUCAUUGUUGGGUAUUUGUGCCCAAUCCCAGCAUUUAUGUGAGAACAUUUAAUAUAAGUCAGAAUUAAGUCAGAAUUGUGAGAUAUAAAGUUAAAAUUAGCCUUUUACAUUUUUUAAAAUUUUAAUUUGCAAAAAAAAAAUAGAAUUGUGAGUAAUAAAUAGACAUAUAAAUGCAGAAUUGUGAGACAGUCACAAAUUCUGAAUUUAUACCUUGCAAUUUUGACUUUUUUUUGAGUUUAUAUUUUAAUUCUGAGUUUAUAAAAAGAGCAGUUCUCACUAUUGUGGAAAAAGUCAAAAUUUGCUGCAAUUACCGUUUUUUUUUAUGGCAGAAACAAGCAUCCAUAAAAAUAUUUUUUUUCUGUGUGAACAUUUCUGAAUAUAUAAAAUGCAACAUAUAUUCCAGAAUAUACAGUAGAUUUGCUGAUUGACAAAAUAUAUUUUUUCCAAAGACUUUUUCUUGACAUGCAAUAAAUGUUUUCAUUUUUGGGUAUUUGUGCCCAAUCCCAGCAUUUAUGUGAGAACAUUUAAUAUAAGUCAAAAUUGUGAGAUAUAAAGCUGAAAUUAGCCUUUUACAUUUUUUUAAAUUUUAAUUUGCAAAAAAAAAAAAAAGAAUUGUGAGUAAUAAACCCAGAAUUCAGAGGAAAAAGUCAGAAUUGUGAAAUAUAAACUGAGAAUUCAGACAUAUAAACGCAGAAUUGUGAGACAGUCACAAAUUCUGAAUUUUUACCUUGCAAUUUUGACUCUUUCUUUUGAGUUUAUAUUUUAAUUCUGAGUUUAUAAAAAGAGCAAUUCUCGGUAUUGUGGGAAAAGUCAAAAUUUGUUACAAUUAGCGUUUUUUUAUGGCAGAAACAAGCAUCCAUAAGAAUAUUUUUUUCUGUGUGAACAUUUCUGAAUAUAUAAAAUGCAACAUAUAUUCCAGAAUAUACAGUAGAUUUGCUGAUUGACAAAAUAUAUUUUUUCCAAAGACUUUUUCUUGACAUGCAAUAAAUGUUUUGAUUGUUGGGUAUUCGUGGCCAAUCGUAGCGUUUAUGGUUCAUUUUGAGACGUGAGAGAAGAUUUGAUAGCAGCUACUGUAACAUAAUAUCAACAAGCACAAAAACUAUGGUUUUUCUUCAUUGUUCUUCUUGAGGGGAGACGCUUAUCGAUUAUUCUAACGAGCUGAAUAGUUCAUUAUAACGCCGUAUAAACACUAGCUGUUCAUGAGGUGCUGAUGCUGAAGGACGACGGCAGGCGUUUCGUCUGCGUUACGUUGGUGUGAAGUUUCUCUUAUUUAAAGCUCCGUGUACGACUUUUAUUCCAGAAGGCUGGUUUGUGACGACCAGCGGCGUUCGGGCCAAGAUUUCAUCACUCUUUCCACCGGGACAUUCCGUUACGUGCGUUUCUCUGCCAAACUCUCUCUGGCAGCGGCUGCAUGAAGCGCUUUUCUGACCAGCCUUAGUUUUACUUUCCUGCGUAAUGUUUAACGCUGAACGUAUUUAUUACAUUCCCUUGAGGUCACGUCAUAGGAACGUUCUGGGUUUGAUGUAGCCCGACGGCGUUCGUGAUGUAAUGUUGAUUUGAGUUUGAGAACGAGAAGCCAAAGUCAGUACGUGACAUAAUGGGGCCGAACUCUUCAGUAAUUGAUGUUAUUUAAAGGUUAAGCGUCUCAUUUCUAACACAAAUGGACAGCUUUUCCUAAACACUCAUCCUGUCUGUCAUAGGUCAGUCAGACUGAUAGCCCCGCCCCAAACUCACGUGAUUGGUUGAGUCAGUGUUUUAAAACUGUCACAGUGUGACAUUACACAGCAUUUGAACUCAUUGAGAAGUAACCAAAAAUAAUUCAAACGUUCGUUUAAAGCUGAAUUUGUGUUUGAGAUGCGAUUAGACAAUCAGUAAAAAUGACAGCUUGGUCACUGAUGUUCAAUA
Molecule: messenger RNA, 6631 nt
Organism: Labeo rohita (rohu)
Lineage: Eukaryota; Metazoa; Chordata; Actinopteri; Cypriniformes; Cyprinidae
Product: rho GTPase-activating protein SYDE2
Exons: 8
Coding region: 305-3283 (992 amino acids)
Biological process (GO): signal transduction
Source: RefSeq, a predicted model, not a curated record